CUCACUUCAACAGGCGUCGUGCCUUUCAGCGCCAUCGGGUAUGAGCACAAGGGGCGACCGUGUGAAGGAGGGCUAUCUCAAGAAGCUGCCUCCUCUAUCGAAAGGACCAAGCCGUAGGGAUUUCAAGAAAAGAUGGUUCGUGCUGUGGGAGUCAUGCCAUCUCGCGUACUACAGGCAGAAAGACGGCGACGCAAUUAACGAAAUCAAUCUGGCGACGUGUACUGGCGUCGAGUCGAACUACCGGAAAGAUGGUCUGACGCGCGACGGCGACGCUGCCCUCUUCAUGAGCACGGAAGAACGCAACUGGCUCUUCCUCGCCGACAACUGCGACGACAUGCAGGCCUGGGCGGACGCAAUAGAGCGUCUUGUACGCGUUGCCAAAGGUGAGCCUCCUCCUGUGCAACCUCGCCCGUUAGAUACUCUUCCGAAAGAAUCGACUCCAGACCAAGAAGUCCGUCCACCGGCUCGUCUACCUGUUUCUGGAAUAAAUCUAGCCCAUCCUGCACUGUCAACUGAUACUCAACAAAUACAUAGUCAGAGUUUUCAUGGCACGGACCCUCGUUCUAUGGUAAAUCGUCCGUUGCCUAUGGUUCCUCCUAACGAAGACUUGAGACCGGCGUUGCCCAGUAGUAUGCCUCAUGGAAGUGGAUACCCUAUGCCAGUACAAGGAAAGUCGAUGACAUUGCCUGGACGGAGAGCACCACAUCAUGACUACAUAAACACAGAUGCACAGUUGUUUACUAAUCCGGCUUCGUCGUCUCAACUUGCUCCCUCUCCGUUUCAUGGUGUUCCGACGCCGUUAGGCCGGACCUUCACUCCUCCUGCUUCCUAUACGCGAGAACAACUUGAACGACUCGCACAACUUGAUGAGAAUUAUGUAUCAUUUCAGAGGGAGCAACUUGCCAAACAACAGUCUAACAGUACUGGUUAUGUGAAAAUGAACAGUCCUACAUCGCCUUUUAUGUCAGAUAUGCAUUACAGACCCGAUAGUCGAGCAUCACUUCAGUGGGGGCCGUCAUAUGGUGACGAGCCAAAACCAGUCCGUGGCUAUGUGAACCUCGAUCCAAGUCAGUUGCCUCCAGAACCGCCUCCACGACCUCAUGGACAUUGAUGACCCAGCAGCUGGACUGUACAGAGGAUUGAAAGUGUAUAAUGUCCUUUGCAUUACUUGACCUCUCCGUGAUAUGCUUAGACAAGCUGCCAAUGUUUUCUACAAGUACAUGUUUCAAGUUGUGUUGUGUGUUUCUAUAUGAUUGAAGUAGGGAACUUAGUAGUGGGUAGUAUUGUUUUUUUGAAGAUGGGUGAAAGACAGUUCUAGUUGUCGAGUUGAUAUUUUACAAUAAAUUAAAUGAGUUUCCGAGUUGCA
This is a messenger RNA of Corticium candelabrum, 1366 nucleotides long. RefSeq lists its product as uncharacterized. The record is from RefSeq and is a predicted model, not a curated record. The transcript has 8 exons. NCBI's taxonomy places the organism in Eukaryota, Metazoa, Porifera, Homoscleromorpha, Homosclerophorida, Plakinidae. The coding region runs from base 41 to 1111 and encodes 356 amino acids.